AUGGCUGACCAAAUUCCAUUCGGUGUUGUGGAUCGCAUUUUGAUCAAGUCAGGGUCCCUGGCUGUUCAAGAAAUUCGAUCUAUGUAUGGUGUUCCAAAGGAGUUAACCAAGCUCAGUGGGAAACUUGGCACCAUCAAGGCUGUGCUUUUGGAUGCUGAGGAGAAGCAGCAGCAGAACAAUCAUGCAGUCAAAGAUUGGGUCCGGAGGCUUAAAGGCGUUGUGUAUGACGCAGAUGACUUGCUGGAUGACUAUGCAACCCAUCAUCUUCAGCGAGGAGGAUUGGCAAGGCAGGUCAGUGACUUCUUCUCAUCUGAAAAUCAAGUUGCUUUUCGUUUAUACAUGAGUCACAGACUCAAGGAUAUCAAAGCAAGGAUAGAUGAUAUUGCAAAAGACAUCCCCAUGUUAAAUCUUAUUCCACGGGACAUAGUACUACACACACGGGCAGAGAAUAGUUGGAGAGACACCCAUUCAUUCGUGUUAACAUCUGAAAUUGUAGGAAGAGAAGAAAACAAAGAGGAGAUAAUAGGGAAGUUGUUGUCGUCCGACGGUGAAGAAAAUCUUUCGGUUGUUGCCAUUGUAGGUAUUGGGGGGUUGGGUAAGACCACCCUUGCUCAAUUGGUAUACAAUGAUGGAAGAGUGAAAGAACAUUUUGAGCCUAAGAUAUGGGCUUGCAUUUCUGAUGAUUCUGGUGAUGGUUUUGAUGUUAAUAUGUGGAUCAAAAAAGUUUUAAAAUCUAUGAAUGUUCGGUUUGAUGAAAGUCUGGAGGUUAUGAAAAAUAAGCUUCAUGAAAAAAUAAGUCAAAAGAGGUACUUGCUAGUCCUCGAUGAUGUUUGGAAUCAAAAUCCUCAAAAAUGGGAUGACGUGAGAACUUUAUUAAUGGUUGGGGCUAUUGGCAGUAAAAUUGUAGUGACCACCCGUAAACGAAGAGUUGCAUCAAUCAUGGGAGAUAAUUCUCCCAUUAGUUUGGAAGGUCUGGAACAAAAUCAGUCCUGGGAUUUAUUUUCAAAAAUCGCAUUUAGAGAAGGCCAGGAGAAUUUGCAUCCAGAAAUUCUAGAAAUUGGAGAAGAAAUUGCAAAAAUGUGCAAGGGAGUUCCUCUCAUCAUUAAGACUUUAGCAAUGAUAUUGCAGUCUAAAAGAGAACAGGGCGAAUGGUUGUCUAUUAGAAACAAUAAAAAUUUGUUGUCACUUGGCGAGGAAAAUGAGAAUGUUUUAUCUGUGCUAAAACUAAGUUAUGAUAAGUUGCCUACUCAUUUGAGACAAUGCUUUACAUAUUGUGUUGUAUUUCCAAAAGACUAUGAGAUUGAGAAAAAGUCGUUGGUACAACUAUGGAUAGCACAAGGUUACAUUCAAUCUUCAAAUGAUAAUAAUGAGCAACCAGAAGAUAUAGGGGAUCGAUAUUUUCAGGAAUUAUUGUCAAGGUCAUUGUUGGAGAAGGCGGGAAACAAUCCUUUUACUGCUACAUUAAGGUAUAAAAUGCAUGACCUUAUACAUGAUCUUGCACAAUCAAUUAUAGGAUCUGAGUUCCUCAUUUUAAGAAAUGACAUAACAAACAUUUCAAAAGAAAUUCGUCAUGUAUCAUUGUUUAAAGAAAUGAAUGUUAAGAUAAAAGAUUUAAAGGGAAAACCCAUAAGGACCUUUAUAGACUGUCGUGGACAUUGGAGAAAGGAUUCAUCAGCUAUAAGUGAAGUUCUUCCUAGCUUUAAGUCCCUACGUGUGUUGAGUGUGGAUAAUUUGGCUAUAGAGAAGGUGUCAAUGUGGGUAGACAAAUUGAGCCACUUAAGGUAUCUUGAUCUUUCUCUUCGUGAUUUUGAGGCACCUCCAAAUGCUAUUACAAGGUUAAAGAAUUUACAAACACUAAAACUCAAUGAGUGUUGGAGUUUGAAGAGAUUUCCAAAAGAUACAAGAAAAUUGAUCAAUCUUAGACACUUGGAGAAUGGUGGGUGUGCUAAUUUGACUCAUAUGCCACAUGGAAUAGGAGAAUUGACAUUACUUCAAAGUUUACCAUUGUUUGUUGUUGGGGAAGAGAGAGAGUUGUCCAGGGAUCAUACAAUUGGCAGCUUAAUUGAAUUGAAGAGGCUAAACCAACUAAGAGGAGGACUACUCAUAAAAAAUCUUCAAAAUGCACGGGUAUCAGAAGGAGAAAUUUUGAAAGAAAAGGAGUGCCUUGAGUCUUUGAGAUUAGAAUGGGCCCAAGAAGGUAACUGUGAUGUGGAUGAUGAGUUGGUGAUGAAAGGCCUCCAACCACACCGAAACCUAAAAGAGCUUUAUAUAGGUGGCUACCGAGGUGCAAGGUUUCCAAGUUGGAUGAUGAAUAGCCUGCUUCCUAACCUAAUUAAAAUUGAUAUUAGGGGAUGUUCAAGAUGCCAAAUUCUACCACCCUUUUCUCAACUCCCAGCUCUCCAGUCUUUGGCGCUUUGGAAUAUGGAAGAGGCGGAGGGCAUGAAAGAGGGUCCAUCAACAACAAAUGCCGAAUUCUUCCCAGCUCUUCAAUCCCUCAAACUCAACAAGAUGCCGAAGUUGAAGGGAUUGUGGAGGAUGGGUUCAGGGGCAGAGCAAGGUCUCUCAUUUCCUCAUCUUUCUGAAUUAAAGAUUGAAGAAUGUUCUAAGUUGACAUCCUUUGAAUUGCAUUCAUCUCCUUCUCUUUCUACUUUAAAGAUCAAAAAAUGCCCUCACUUGACAUCCUUUAAAUUGCAGUUCUCUCCUCGUCUUUCUGCUUUAAAGAUUGAAGAGUGCCUUCUCUUGUCAUCCUUUGAAUUGCAUUCAUCUCCUUGUCUCUCUGAAUUUGAGAUCAGUGAUUGCCCAAACUUGACAUCCUUGGGACUGCAGUCAUUUCCUUCUCUUUCUAAAUUAAAGAUCCAUAGUUGCCCAAAUUUGACAUCCUUGGAACUGCCUUCAUCUCCUCAUCUUUCUAGAUUACAAAUCAGUUUUUGCUGUAACUUGAAAUCCUUGGAACUGCCUUCAUCUCCUGGUCUUUCUCAAUUAGAGAUCGAAUAUUGUGAUAACUUCACAUCCUUGGAACUGCAGUCAGCUCCUCGUCUUUGUCAAGUACAGAUCAGACAUUGCCAAAACUUGACAUUCUUAAAAGAGGUUUCAUUACCUAGUCUUGAGAAACUAUCACUAUCUACAGUCAGAAGGGUGGUGCUCAUAAUGUUUGUCUCUGCUUCUUCUUCACUGGAGUCUCUGUUUAUUAACAACAUAGAUGAUAUGGUAUCUCCCCCAGAGGAGCUGCUUCAACAUCUUUCCACUCUCCACAAUUUGAAUUUAAAGAUUGGAAAAUGCCCGAAGUUAGCAUCCUUUGAAGUGGCUUCAUUACCUUGUCUUUCUAGUCUAAAGAUUGGAAAAUGCCCAGAGUUAGCAUCCUUUGAAGUGGCUUCAUUACCUUGUCUUGAGGAACUAAGCCUGGGUGGAGUUGGAGCAAAGUUACUGUCAAAGUUAGUGUCCAUCUUUGCUUCUUCUUCAUUGAAGUCUCUGUAUAUAUGGGAGAUACAUGAUAUGAGAUCUCUCCCAAAGGAUCUGCUUCAACAUCUUUCCACUCUCCAAACUCUCCACAUUUUGAAAUGCUCUCGUUUGGAAACAUUAUCACACUGGAUGGGCAGCCUCAUCUCACUUAGAGAGCUUGGAGUUCAUGAAUGCCGUCAAUUGACAUCACUGCCAGAAGAGAUGCGUUCACUCAGAAACCUGCAGGAGUUAUAUCUCUGUGAUAGUCUAAUUCUACAGAUAUGCAGUGUGACAACAGGUGGAAACUGGUCCAGGAUUGCUCAUAUCCCACAUAUUCAUUUCUUCGAUGAUCAGGGAAUAAAGUUUAAGACUAUAUGAUAGAUGAUGUGCACUAAACUGAUCAUUUUAGUAGGUUCUACAUUCUAAGGGUUUGAGGAAAUACUGAGAUCUGAUAUGAUAUAUCUCCCAGAGGAGCUGCUUCAACAUGUUUCCAUGAUCUAAACUCUCACCAUUAGACAUUGCUGUUUUUGCAACAUUACAACACUGGAUAGGCAGCCUCCCCUCAGUUAUAGAACUUGGAACUCAUGGCUGCCAGAAGAUGCUAUGAUGUCUCCCAGGGGAGGUACCUCAACAUGUUUCCAGGAUCCAAACUCUCAAAUUGAAUUAUGCUCUGGUUUUGCAAUAUUGCAGCCCUGGAUAGGCAGCUUCACCUCACUUAUGGACCUUCAUAUUUGUGACUGCGCUGAAUUGACAUCACGGUUGGAAGAGAUGCAUUCCCUCAAAAGCCUGCCAACACUCAAAAACUUUCAUUGCUGGAACCUACUUGAAGAUGCCAAAAGGAAACAUUUCAAGUUCAAGAAUAGAGAGAGCCAUGCUUGGUUCAGAUUCCAUCAAUAUAGAGAGACAUUUCAGAUUUCAUCUUGCAUAAGACGCGUGUGAAUAUUUCUUCUUGGCUCAACUUGAAAUCACUGCCUACAUUCUUCCAUUUCCCAUCUCAAAAUCACGUGGCAGAAGUUUUGAACUGCCAAAAAAUUUGUGAUGGCCCAUAAUUUCUUAUCUACCAGAUGACUAAUGGAGGAAGGUCCUGCUUUCUUUAGAAUUCAGGUCUACUCUUUGCCAUGUAUUACAGAUGCAAGUGUUGCUGGGUCAAAACAAAAUACCAGAUGGUAAUGUAGUUGUGACACCUUACUUCUCUAAAGCAAAUCGAAAGUGGGAAUUGUCAUAGAUUGAUAUUCUCUCAGUGGUGGCCACACCUCAUUUCUCUCAAGUCAUUGAAAAUUCAGUGAUGUGCUAGUAGCUUAAUUAAUGUCUCUGUCACAAGUGAUUCAACAUCUCAUCCCACUUGAAGCCUUGGAAGGCAUCUCUAUAUUCAGGGACUCAGAUUGCCGCCCUAAAUUUGAUUCAAUAGGAAUCCUUACAUCACUUCAGACCUUCGAAUUUAUGAAUGCCUUGAAUUGACAUCACUUCUAGAAGAGAUGGUCCACUCAGGUCUCUGCAGACACAAUUCUUGACUUUUCUUUUUUGGCAACAACAAGAGACUUUAUAGGCAGUCUCACCUCACUUGCAUACCUUGAAAUCAAUAGCUGUCCUGAACUAACCUCAUCUCCAGAAGAGAUUGGUUCCUUCAGAUCCAUACAGCCACCCAUAAUCUCUUAUUGUCCAUUGCAAUUGGAAAGAUGUCAAAGGGAAACAAUUGAAGAUUGGUCAAAGAUUGCUCAUGUUAUAGAAAGUUAUUUCAGGUUGAUACUAAAGGGGUAAUAUUGAGAAUGAGUUGAGCAUUGUUCAAUUUCUCAAGAUAAAUGUUCAUGAGAACAUCCUGAAGCUACUAAAGCACCAUUACAGAGUACCCACCACAAGUCUAAUGGAGCAUACUUCUCAACCUUCACAAUUACUUUUAUGAUUCCAGAUGGGACAUAUGCCCUAGGGCAAAUAACCAUUGGAGGCCCUUACAAGGCUCCUAUCAAUUUCAAUGUCCAAGGCACUGUGAAGUCCCCGAUGGAUACCAGCAGGUUCAAGGCUGAAGCUGGUUGGAUUGCUUUCCAACAAAUCGACCAGUUCAUAUUGUCUUAUGGUGGAGUAUUUUAUGGCCAAGCAAAACCUGUAUGGAGCAGAAAAGGCCCCAGUUCUGCAUAUUGCAACCAACUUCCCAUCAAUCUGAGAUUCAACUUCAUCACCAAUAGCAUGGUCAAGGACAUAACUUCAAGAGAUAGCAAACAGUUUCAAAUGAAUCUUUUGGGGUGCAAGAAUUUGACUUUCUACAACGUUGAAAUUAGUGCACCAGAAGUCAGCAUUAAUACAGAUGGAAUUCACAUUGGACGGUCCUCAGGGAUCAAUUCAACCGUAGAAACCGGAGAUGAUUGUGUCUCAAUUGGUGAUGGCAGUGAGUAAAUUAAUAUCCAAAGAGUAACCUACGGACCCGGCUAUGGCAUCAGUGUGGGAAGUCUAGGAAAGUGCCCCAAUGAAGAACCUGUGGUUGGCAUUACUGUCAAGAACUGCACCUUCACCCCCAGAAUGGCGUGAGAGUGAAGACAUAGCCUACUCCCAUCAAGGCACUGCUUCUAAAAUGCAUUUUGAAGAUAUUGUCAUGAAUGAUGUUGCCAAUCCCAUAAUCAAAGGUCAAGGGUACUGCCCCCAUAACCAAUGCAACUUGAAGAGUCCAUCACGCAUUAAGCUCAGCAAUGUUAGCUUCAGAAACAUCCGGGGCACUACCUCAACUCAGGUUGUGGUCAAGCUUAUUUGUGAUCAGGGAGUACCAUGCCAAGACGUGGAGCUUGGUGACAUCAACUUGAAAUACAACGGAAAUGAAGGCCUUGCCAUGUCAUAAUGCAACAUUAAGCCAAAUCUACUGGGCAAGCAACUGCCAAGGACUUGUGCCUAAGAUGCUUAAUCUUCUUUCAAAGUCUGAACAAAUUGUACUGCUUCUAUUAUAUAGCUACCUCUUCAUGCUUACGCGUCUGCUAGUUUAUUGGUGAAUAAACUACAAUGAACAGACGAAAAUACAACACUCGUCUAUUAUGGAAGGUAUGUGCAGUUUGAUCCCAUGAGAAAAAACAAAUGUCUAUUCAGUCGUUUUUUUACAUAAGCAUCCAAGUUUAGAUGAGGAUUGAGCUGCCGUAGUACAAAUUGUAGCUCCAAAGAAUAAUCUUAAUGUUAAUGCAGUUUGGAUUACCAAAUGUAGUCAAGUGAAUUAAAAUUCCUUUA
Vitis riparia (riverbank grape) is the source of this 6639-nucleotide messenger RNA. Its product is annotated as putative disease resistance protein RGA1. NCBI's taxonomy places the organism in Eukaryota, Viridiplantae, Streptophyta, Magnoliopsida, Vitales, Vitaceae. The transcript is spliced from 13 exons. Bases 1 to 3816 code for a protein of 1271 amino acids. Gene Ontology annotation, biological process: defense response to other organism. Gene Ontology annotation, molecular function: ADP binding. The record is from RefSeq and is a predicted model, not a curated record.